AUGGCAGCGAGACUGUUCCGGAAGAGAUUCGAGGACGCAGAAGCGCUCUUCGACAGCGGCGAUAUAGCUGGCUGCAUAUUGGCAGCUCAGCGUAACAUAACCGCUAUGGAUAACUGGGACGAUGGCAAUGACUGGAGGCUUGCUGCGGAGAGUACCUUCAGUAAUGUGUCACGACGAGCCAGGGAGAUUAACGAUACAAACUCGCUCGCCGCCUUACAAGAUCUCCGUGAGGAGCUUGACUGGUUGGCUAGGCAACGAGACGAAUAUCUCCAGGAAUACAAGGCAUGGAUGCUUGAACAAGAGGGAGAGGACGAUGACGGCGAGACGGACUCAGAAGCAGAUGGAGUUGAGCUAGACGACAGCGAGAAUGAGGCGGAGAUGGAAGCCGAGGGCAUUAAGUCAGGCGAGGGCAACGCGCGUGUGGAUGUUGGGGACACUCGACUUCUUCCGAUCCGCGGACACCAAGCUCCCACGGCAAGCCUCGUAGUUAAUCGAGAGGACGAGCGUUCUUCCAGCAUUCUUGCAGCGACCGCCUUCCUUUUCGAAUGCCAGUCGUACAUACCGGAGCAUAUGCAAGGUCAGUAUACGCAGGCGGUCCUGGAACUUCAGGAAGCCGCCAUGGGCAGCAUCAACAGCAUGUCUUCCACAGCUUCCGCAGCUUAA
Molecule: messenger RNA, 663 nt
Organism: Alternaria triticimaculans
Lineage: Eukaryota; Fungi; Ascomycota; Dothideomycetes; Pleosporales; Pleosporaceae
Exons: 4
Coding region: 1-663 (220 amino acids)
Source: RefSeq, a predicted model, not a curated record